CACUGACAGGGACACGGACAGCAGGGAGGCUCCGGGCGGCGAGGCGUUGUUGACGUUCUGAUUCCGCUCGUUUUUCCCCCCCUCUGGAUUCCUCGCCGUCUUCCCGCCGCCAUCACGCCUCCGUGCGGCGUCCCGGCCACGAUGAAAUGGAUGUUCAAAGAGGACCAUUCCCUCGAGCACCGAUGUGUGGAGUCCGCCAAGAUACGCAACAAAUACCCCGACAGAGUACCGGUGAUAGUGGAGAAGGUGUCGGGCUCUCAGAUAGUGGACAUCGACAAGAGGAAGUACCUGGUGCCCUCUGACAUCACGGUGGCCCAGUUCAUGUGGAUCAUCAGGAAGCGCAUCCAGCUGCCUUCGGAGAAAGCCAUCUUCCUCUUCGUCGACAAGACUGUCCCCCCGUCCAGUCUCACCAUGGGGCAGCUGUACGAAAAGGAGAAGGACGAGGACGGAUUCCUGUACGUGGCCUACAGCGGAGAGAACACCUUUGGUUUCAAGGCCUUUUAUACAACACACGGUUAACGUCACACACACACACGCACACACACACACACACACACACACAGGAGGGCUCGGCAUAAACUGGAGCGCCGCGUUUCAAACAUUUCGCGUGUUGUGCAAGUAACCCACCCACUCGGCUCAGCAAUUUACGGCCUGUUUUUGAUACUGAAAAACACAGAUUUUAGCCCCAUAAACAGGUCGCAAACUUGCUAGAAACGCUUGAGUUUUAAUGGCUGUUCUGGUCACGACCGCUGUCACAAAGGUCACUUGUGGGGAGAAAUGUCAGCAAAAAGUAAGAAUCAACGCACGCUACAAGCACGUCAUUCAUUGUCACACUGACGUCAGUAUUACACGUUUAAAGAGAACUUAUUUAGGCUUUGACACGCACGCACGCACAAACACCAAUCAUGCUACGUUUUUCUGUCAGCUUUGUUGUCACAGAUAUUUGUGUUCAGCCGGAGUGACAAAGAAUAAUCGCUGGAGCAGAAUCAUCAACCGCCUUAUGGGUAUAUUUGCAUAGCCAGUUGUAUGUAUGUAUGUAGUAAAACGUCAGUAUUUAACGUUAAUGCCACAGGAGCGCUCAGCACUGUGAGCGUCCGAGAGAACGACCACGUGCAUGCGAGACGUAGAGAAGGCCGCUGCUGCUCCUGCCACACUUUUAAAGUGCUUCCUCUUGUAAAUUUGCACAUCGUGAGGGACGACAGCGAGACACAAACCUGCUUAAAGAAAGCCAACACUUUAGUCAAAGUUGAAUUGUGAUGUAUCAUUACCAUCCCGGGCAAAACAAGUUAAUUCCGUUCAUUUUGAAGAAGUUUUAACAACAUGCUGGUAUACAAAUUAUUUUAUUAAUAAAUAACAAUUCAGUAAAGCGAUAUCUUUGGAUUUAUGUUUAUGAUGAAAGUUAGUCGUUAGUUUAUAAAAAUUAAAUAAUUGUCCCAGCUUCUCCCACACGGUGAGCAACUAAACACUGGUACCGAUGUACUAAGCCCAGGUCUCGGUAUUGUGACUGGAUAGGUUAACUAGCUCAGCCGGGCAGUGAGCCUCCCACUAGCUGCUAACGGCUAACGUUACCUAGCUCACCCGGCCAAUGGGCCUCCCACUAGCUGCUAACGUUAACUAGUUCACCCGGUCAAUGGGCCUCCCACUAGCUGCUAACGGCUAACGUUAACUAGCUCACCCAGUCAAUGGGCCUCCCACUAGCUGCUAACGGCUAACGUUAACUAGCUCACCCAGUCAAUGGGCCUCCCACUAGCUGCUAACGUUAACUAGCUCACCCGGGCAGUGGGCCUCCCACCAGAAGCUAUGGGCUAACGUUAACUAGCUCACCCGGGCAGUGGGCCUCCCACUAGAAGCUAUGGGCUAACGUUAACUGGCUCACCCGGUCAAUGGGCCUCCCACUAGCCGCUAACGGCUAACGUUAAUUCUGCUUUGUAGAACUGGUUUCUGUUCAGACGGGCGCACUGUGAGCCAGUCGUCAUUAUCGUGACAUCUUUUUAUUUUCCCUGUAUUGGACCCUGACAAUACAUCUUUUAAUGUUGUGAUGACUUAAACCACACAAGCCUCUAAAUGUUAGUUGAUAAAAAUAUCAAAUGUAAAUGUUGAGGGUUCAUCAGCCUCUGAUACUGUGAGUAAAGUCUGAACCACUCAGAUGAUGGUCGCGUUCUAGAUACAUUCCCGCCUCCCCUGGCAUCAUGGCUCAGUAUUCAUAUAUUUAUAUAUAUAUGUGCACCACUAAGCCCAUUCAGGCUUUUAAACAUGGUAUGUAGAUGUGUAAUAUAUUGAUGGAAUGCUAUGGUAUACGGUAGUUUUUAUCAGUGUUGUGUGUUUAGUAUAUCUUAAAUGGCAUAAGUAAAAAGUUUUAGAUAUCCUACAAAAGGGAGCUGGAAGAGCUGACUAAUAAAAAAUAAUUUAAAGCAAA
Molecule: messenger RNA, 2416 nt
Organism: Gasterosteus aculeatus aculeatus (three-spined stickleback)
Lineage: Eukaryota; Metazoa; Chordata; Actinopteri; Perciformes; Gasterosteidae
Product: gamma-aminobutyric acid receptor-associated protein-like 2
Source: RefSeq, a predicted model, not a curated record